AUGGCUCUAUUCAAGGUGCGACUCAGUAGUGAGCGUCAGGACAAGAUUAAUCGCCUGGUGUUCAGCAACAACAACCUGGAGGAGGUCCGUGGUGCCAUCGACAGUGUGCUGGACAUCUUCGUCAAGAUUCUGACUCAGCCCUUCCAACAUGGCAACUACUUCGGUUACAAGGAGGUCUUGGACAAGUUGCUCAAAGUGGACAAGAAUGUGUGGCGGGACAUCAGAUCCAAGUACCUGUUGGAUCAGUAUCAUGAUUACAAUGGCGGAGAGUUCACUGCGUCCGAGAAUACUGACCCUGCCAAGCUACUCCUGGACAUCCUCAGCAUGCUGUCCAAGGCUGAACAGUCCAUCUGCACCAAGUUAGAGGAUUAUGAAGACACUUUCAGGAAAAUGAAGGAUGAGAAACGCACCCUUGAAAGUCAGCUGUCUGUGUCGGAGGGGAAGUAUAUGGACGAGGUGCAGAGUCACAGCAUCGAGCACAUUGAACUGAAGACAACACUGGGCAAGCUGGCAUACAUGGAGAAUCUCAUCUCAGAGAAGAAUGACAAGAUAGCAGAGUUGCAGCGCUACAACACUAUUGAGCUCUGGGAGAGAGAGAAAAAGAAAGUCCUUCAAGAAAGCAAUGCCAAGCUCUUGGAGGCUUAUGAAGAGUUGGAGGAACUGAAGAGAGUGAACAGUUCACAGACCAAGAAGCUGCAGGCACUUGAAGAACAAAAUCGUAUGAUGAAGCUGAAACAGGAACUAAAAACACCAUCUGGUGUCGCUGCAAGUCAGGCUCUAGAUGAUGUCAAGAGGAAGAACUACAUGCUGGAGAAAGAUGUGAUGUUCCUAGAGGAACAGCUGAACAACCUACAAAAGACCUACAUAGGGGUGCUCGGAGGAAUCAGGACAGACCUACACAUCGUUGGGGAGAAAUAUCGAGACCCAGAGACUAACGAGCUGAGCGAUGAGGAUAUCAGCAGAAUGGAUGCUAGGAUCACAUUUAUAUACAGCAAAGUCAGGAACGCUGAGCUUGAGAAGUGUAAAGACGAACUACUGCCUCACUAUCUGUAUGUGCCUCAGGAAGUAAAGUUGAAGAAGAUCAGGAGGAUAUCCCUACAUGCCGCAAUCCCUCGUGAGGUGGAAGCACAGCCUGAGCAGCCCCUCAACACAGGCAGGGGCAGGAGACGAGGGUUCUUCUCCAGCGCCGAUUCCAAGAUUGAUGAAACACCAACCCCCAAAGCAACUCUUCCACCACUUAAGUGUCAACAGACAAUGGACAAUCCAACUAUGCUGGAUCCGACCGGCAAGUUUGUGGACUGGGCAGCAUGCAAGAAACACUUCCCCCACAUGACCAGAGAAUUUCUUGACGAGCAAUGGGAGAGGUUCCAGGAGUAUGAUGACAAUGGUGACAGGUCACUUGACUUUUCUGAGGUUGUAGGAGCCCUGAAAGCCCUUGGGAUGCAGUUUACUGCUAGUCAGGCCCAGGAGGCCAUGUGGGAAGUUGACGUCAACAAGUCAGAGACUCUUGACUUCUAUGAGUAUCUUCUUGUGGCUGACAAGAUUGCCAGACAGUCAGGUAAAUCAUCGCUUUUCAAGUCAACAGUAGUGAAAACACACAGCAACGUUGUGGCCAAAACUUGUGUCCUACAAUAAUCAGAAUAUCAUAUCCUGUAUACAACAUUUGAUUGAUAUACUGAAUGUUUGCAAGGGACAAUGAGAGGCAUUAGAAAUACUCUGUGUUAACCAAAAAACAGUGUAAUAUUAGAGAUGUGAUAUGCUGAAAUAUAGCACGAGACAAUGUUACCUUACACAAGUGAUAUGAUGUGCUCAAUGCUAGCACAAGAUAUUGUAACAUGAGUGACAUGAUAUGUUGAAUGUUAGCAUAAGACAAUGUAAUACAAGUGAUAUGAUAUGCUGAAUGUUAGCAUAAGACAAUGUAAUACAAGUGAUAUGAUAUGCUGAAUGUUAGCAUAAGACAAUGUAAUACAAGUGAUAUGAUAUGCUGAAUGUUAGCAUAAGACAGUGUAAUACAAGUGAUAUGACAUGCUGAAUGUUAGCAUAAGACAGUGUAA
Messenger RNA from Haliotis rubra (blacklip abalone), 2054 nucleotides. RefSeq lists its product as uncharacterized. The transcript has 18 exons. Bases 1 to 1635 code for a protein of 544 amino acids. The record is from RefSeq and is a predicted model, not a curated record. NCBI's taxonomy places the organism in Eukaryota, Metazoa, Mollusca, Gastropoda, Lepetellida, Haliotidae. Gene Ontology annotation, molecular function: calcium ion binding.